Molecule: messenger RNA, 5341 nt
Organism: Carassius auratus (goldfish)
Lineage: Eukaryota; Metazoa; Chordata; Actinopteri; Cypriniformes; Cyprinidae
Gene: rbms2a
Product: RNA binding motif, single stranded interacting protein 2a
Exons: 14
Coding region: 389-1612 (407 amino acids)
Cellular component (GO): ribonucleoprotein complex
Molecular function (GO): RNA binding
Source: RefSeq, a predicted model, not a curated record
CAUCAUAAAAAAGUGUCUUCUAAAUCAAUGAAUGUCCCAUAUCUCGUUUUCUACUAAUAAUUGUAAUGCUUUGAAAGGCUGAAAAUUAUAGUAAUACAGAGCAGUCAAGGAAAACAAUAAGUUACACGAAUAUUAGAGCAGAUGGGCGAAAAAGGUCGUCAUAGAUCAAAUCUGAACGUAUAGAUGAAAAGCGCUCUGAAGCGCGUUCCCUCUCUGUUGUUCCUGCUAUUGCCGUAAUUAUAGUAAUACACGCGCAUAUAAAUUUCACUCGCGGCUGGCUUGACGGUGUUUUUCUGAAGUGCGGCUGGCUUGACCGCAGUGAGAGAUCCCGCCUGAACUUCCUCUGACUGACGUCAGCCUCUCCGCUCCGGACACCGCGCUGAGGAAAAUGCUUCUCUCCGUAGCGCCAAGGACGGGAAUCAACCCCUACAACGGAUACAACAGCAGAAACAGCAAAAAGCAAGCCUAUGUGUCCUCUAGCCACCAGAUGGCGCUGCCCAGUCCCAACACCAACAGCAGCAGCUCGAGUAGUGCGGGAGGCGGGGAACAGCUGAGCAAAACCAACCUGUACAUUCGAGGGCUACAUCCGGGGACCACUGACCAAGACCUUGUCAAGCUCUGCCAACCGUAUGGAAAGAUUGUGUCCACCAAGGCUAUUCUGGACAAAACUACCAACAAGUGCAAAGGCUAUGGCUUUGUGGAUUUUGACAGUCCUGCAGCAGCACAGAAGGCUGUGACGGCGCUCAAGGCCAGCGGGGUUCAAGCUCAGAUGGCCAAGCAACAGGAACAGGACCCUACCAACCUGUACAUCUCUAACCUGCCCAUGUCCAUGGACGAGCAGGAGCUGGAGGCCAUGCUCAAAUCCUUCGGUCAGGUGAUUUCCACACGGAUCUUACGGGACGCCAGUGGAACCAGCAGAGGCGUAGGAUUCGCAAGGAUGGAAUCCACAGAGAAAUGUGAAGCCAUCAUUCAGCAUUUUAAUGGAAAAUAUAUCAAAACCCCACCUGGAGUGCCAGUACCUACAGAACCGUUGUUGUGCAAGUUUGCUGACGGAGGACAAAAGAAGCGACAAAACCAAGCAAAGUACCUACAGAACGGCCGAGCCUGGCCUAGAGAUGGUGAAACGGGAGGAAUGACGCUCACGUAUGACCCAGCGGCCUUACAGAACGGGUUUUAUUCUCCACCGUACAGCAUCACUCCAAACCGAAUGAUCGCUCAGACCUCUCUGUCUCCAUACAUGCCCUCACAAGUACCAUCCUACCAGGUGCACAGCCCGUCCUGGAUGCAUCAUCAGUCGUACCUCAUGCAGCCCACCGGGGCCGUUCUGACUCCAGCUAUGGAUCACCAGAUGUCCAUUCAGCCCACGUCUAUGAUCGGACCCCUGACCCAGCAGCUCGGUCACCUGUCGCUCGGCAGCGCUGGCACGGUUGGGGCCUAUUACCAUCAAUUUAGAUAUAUACCUAACGCAGCUAUGCAAGGAUCGUAUAUCCCUCAGUGCACCCCAGUGCCUCCCUCUACUGUUACAUUAGAGGAAAACAGUGGACAGCAGCAGCAGCUUUCCAUGGAGACGCCUUCAGAACACACUAAUUAUUCCUAUCAGCACAGCAAAUGAAGCUACGGUCCUCUGGAGGUGCUGCUCCGCGCUCUGGACACUCGGGGUUUACCACAGACAGAGUCCCAGAGCAAUCCGGAUCUUUUGUAGGACAUCACUCAUCUUUUGUUCGACUCCUCUCUCUCUUCAGGAGUCACUCAGCCAACGGCGGGAGACUGUGCAAAAGAGCUAGCAAUCUUUCAUCUAUUUUGAUAACAAAACCAAAAAAAAAGUGUAAAAAAAAACAAAACAAAACAAUGCUGAUUAAAAAAAGGGUAAGGCAAACACAAUGUGUUCUUUUAUGCACAAAAUGGCAAAUUCUUAUUUUUAAGUACCAAUUCUUUAAUAUGGGAGGAUAAAAAAAGAAAAAGUUAAAAAUGAGAAUUUUGUUUGUAAAAUAUGCAACUUUUUAAAAAGAAAUUCUUUUUUUCUUCUUUUUUUUGUCAGCAGCAGAAAGAUAUUUUUGUACAGAUUAAUAUGCAAACAGUGCGUUUUGUUUGUCCUCUUUUAGAAUUUGUUGUUUAAUAUUUAGGUGUUUUGUUAAAAACAUAACAAAAACAUUUAAAGCCACUUCUUCUUCAUGCUGCACCAUUUUAAGAAUCUUCCAAGAAAUAGUGAUGAAAUCACUCUAAUUCAAUCUUCACAGACAAUCAUUAAUUUAUUACUUAUUACAGAGUUUGGUGCACAAUAAACCUUUGUCUUCAAGCUCAUAUAAAAUAUUAGAUGCAUAAAUAGCAAUUCUCCAGUCAUGUGUGUUUUCUUUUUAAUUAGUAAUGAAAAUUAAUCUGAAUUUUUUUAAAAGGUAUUUUAUGAGGAACAUUUUAAAUCGAAUUAUUACCUGUGGAACAGUUUGUGCUUGACAUUACAGUGUUCAGGAUCAAAUCCUUUUUUUGCAAAUUGAAAUUUUUUACAAUAAAUUAUUUUCUAAUUCUGUAUCCUCUUGAUACUGUAGCUAAAGUAAGAGAUAAAACUGAUUAAGUAUUUUUAUACAGUAAUGAAAUCAAAUAUGGCUGGUUUUUGUGUCUAAAUGUGCAUGGUAAUAAUGCACAUAUGGGCUCCAUUGGGUUACAGUACAGUAGUUUCGAGGAAGUGACUUUAAGUGCUUUGUUAAUAUCAAAAAUAGUUCAUAAAAGUGAUGAUAACACAUGACUUGAUGAAGUUUCCCAGUACCACACUGCUAUAACUCUAUAAUAUUUCUCUUCGUGCUGUAGUUAAGCAGAAAUGUGUCAUUUAAGAGUAUAAAUCAAUCCAUCAAACACCUGCAGUAGGAGAAUAUAAUCAUGAAAAGGGAAGGAAAUCAAGGCAUUUGGUUUCUAUCUGGCUUACUUUUUAUGCAGGUUUUGUAGAUUAUGAAUUAAAAACAAGAAUCAUAGUAUCAAGUUUAUUUUUACUACCAUAUUGACAUUCUUUAUUUCCAUUCUUCUUAAUAAUCCAAUAAUCCACAAGUGAUCCAGUCCAUCAAUGAUCGAAGAGAAAAGCUUGCUGGAUGUGUUUCAUCUUUUGUCUUCUCCAGAUGUUCACUGAUGGACUGGAGUGCUGUGGAUUAUUGUGAUGUUUUUAUCAGCUGUUUGGACUCUCAUUCUGACGGCACCCAUUCACUGCAGAGCAUCCAUUGAUGAGACACUGAUGCAAUGCUACAUAUCUCCAAAUCUGUUCCCAAGAAGAAAGAAACUCUACUAUAUCUUAGCUUUUUCAGAUGUUUUGUAAAACAAGACCAAGAAGCUGUUUUGCCGUGUGUCAGGUCGCCGUGUCUUCAUCAGCUUGUGUGUUAUCGUGGCUUUGGUUCUGUGCAGUGCAGAGAUUUGUAGAAAUAACUUCCAAAUGGUGCUGGGGUUAUACAUGAGACAUGUAUAGCAGGAGAAACGAUUAUAUGGAACAGAUGUUUAGGAUCGAGAAGGACAGAAGCAGUUCUUCAGCGUGUGUAGUCACUUUCUUCCUUCAUGCUGCUGUUUUUUUUUUAUUUUUCAUGAUUUGUUUUCACUGAUGUGUUUUGUUUUAUCUUCUGUGAGAUUAGCUGUAGUGUUUGGGCAACGCUUUACUUUCUGAAAACUGUUUCGAUGAUGAAUUUGUCUGGUUGUGUGUGUAUCGGUUGCUGUUCCUUUUUAAAUCCCAGAUUAAUAGGAUUGUUUUUUUUUGUUUGUGUGCAAAGGAAAGACUUUUUCUUGAUUUUCUUUAAUGUUCUUCUCUGUGCUGUUUGUUGUUUUACUUGAAAUGUACUGUCUUGGUCAAUCACGAUGCACUUCUAAAAGAGUUUGAAUAUCCAAAAUUAUUAUUAUUUUUUUUUAUAUCAUUGAUGAAAAACACCUACAUAUGUUAUAAAUGUCUUUACACUCUUAAGAAUAAAGGUGCUUCACAAUACCAUAGAAGAACCUUAAAUGGUUCCAUUAAGAACCUUUAACAUCUGAAGAACCAGAAAGCUUCUUUUUUGGUUCUUCAGAUUAUAAAAAGCAAAGAAAGAGAUGGUUCUUUAAAGAGACUUAAACCGAAUGGCAUCGCUGUGAAGAACUGUUUAAAGCACUUUUAUUUGUAAGAGAGUAGAAGAAUCACUCUUCUGUAGGAUAGAAACACAAGGGCUCAUGUUAUAACACUAAAGGCACGGGAUGCAGUUCUUACUUCCUUCGUUUCAGGGCUUCCCCUUGGUGCAUUUUACAUUUUAUGACCUUGAUCUGAAAACUAUUCAAUGGUGUUCAUUAAGAGACUCUUCUCCGUCCAUGAAAAUAGCUGCUAGCUUGAUUACCUUCUAGGAUAGUUUGACAUUACAUUCAAAGAAGUUGUGUUAUUGAAACGGAUCAAUACCUCUUUACCAGUUUACCGUCACUCAGGCUGAAAUCUAUUGGCAGUCAUUGAAAUCUUUGUGAUACACUUGUCUUUAGAUUCCCAAAGAAUGGAUUCGUUCCAGCUACCAAAGAUACGCCACCAAGAUACAAUAAAAAACAAACAAAAAUCCAUGCGUGAGUGAUUAAGUUACUGAUGAGUUUGUCAGAAUCACCUUUUUCCAUUACUUUGACUUCUGGUCCUUCGUCCACUUUUCAGUGUGAUUUUACUGUUAAUGUUUUUAGUCAGAUCUUCUGUACUAAAGUUAUUUCUUAUGCAAUUCACCUCAUGAAGGAAAAUGGGAUUUAUUUCGAUAAAUCGUUUCAUCCAUUAUUAACACAAAACAUUAAACAUGGUUUUGAAACUAUGAAAUGUGUUUUUUAUUCAGAUUGAUUGCAUAUAUCUAAAUAUUCUCAUCGACCGGGUCAGAUUUUCAAAGAAGAGCUCAUUUCAUAGUUUCAAAAUGCAUUGCUGCUAGCAUGGGGUGUUCAGGCUGUUCACCAGAUGAAGCCAUAAACAACAGAACCAUUCAGUUAUUGUAGCGCCGCUGUCAUCCAAGUGCCUCAAGACGGGACCUGUGUUUAGUUGUUUUGGGUCGGUAGACAGUAUCCAGAUGUCUAGAGAUGGGAAGUUGUGAAGACGUCAGUACUGAAUACUGUUCUGAACAAAUGGCUUGUCUCUUGAACAGCUUUUUUAAACAUUCUUUAUUUAUACAAUAACACAUUUUGUACAGGUAUCUGGAAAACCAGUUUGGUUGCAUGUUAACCGGAGCUUCUAGCCGGAAAUCUGUCUUCCUGUGCCACAGUUUCUGAUUUUCUUGUACUUUUUUUUUUUUUUUUAAGAAAAAUUGCAACAACAAAAUGUUCUUCUGUUUUUGUUUGUGCCUUUUUAAACUGAUCUCUUGAAUUCCAUUUUUUUAAUAAAAUUUUGUUCGUA